ACACAACUGAAACUUGUUCAGUAGCGAAUUCUUGAGACGAGCGUCAAGGCGAGUCUCUAUGGGUUGUGGCAGCAGCAGCGAGGCGGGGUCAACGUCAGCGUCAUCAACGAUCCCAGCAGCUUCACAGUCCAAGCGCUCGAGCUUCCGCCCCAUCCCUGAUCGCUACGAGACACUCGGUUCGUCCAAGUCCCACUUCUAUUCCAUUCCUCAUCUUCUAUAAGUACUUUGCCUCCUAACUACAAUUUAUAGCUGAAGUACAGCAAGACCUGCGUGCGGCGGGCUUGGAGUCGUCGGAUCUCGUCGUUGGAGUAAGUUGCAACACCUUCGACAUUUAGCAAUGAAAUGCUAACGUUGCUAUGUUGCAGGUCGAUUUUACCAAGUCCAAUCAGUGGACUGGAGAGAAAAGCUUUGGUGGCAGAUGUUUGCACGAGAUCGACCCGUCUGGCGUCUUCAUGAACCCGUACCAGAGCGUGAUCUCGGUGAUCGGGCGUGUGCUCGAAGCUUUCGACGACGACAACAUCAUUCCUGCCUUCGGGUUUGGUGAUUUAGCGACAAAAGGGAACAGUUGCUUCCCAUUCACACAAGGGCGUGGUUGUCAUGGGUUCGAGGAGGUUCUAAGACGCUACAAUGAGAUCACACCGACGUUGAAGCUGUCGGGACCAACCAACUUCGCUCCUGUGAUCAAAGAAACCAUUCGAGCGGUCCAGAAGAGCGGAGGCUAUCACAUCCUAGUGAUCAUUGCUGAUGGACAAGUGACGAACGAGGAAGACACGCGAAAUGCGAUCGUGGAGGCGUCGAACUGGCCGAUUUCAAUUAUCAUGGUCGGAGUUGGUGACGGACCAUGGGAUAUGAUGGAAGAGUUCGACGACAAGCUGCCUACCAGACGUUUUGACAAUUUCCAGUUCGUUGAAUACAAUGCUGUGAUGCAAGUGAACAAGAAGAACCCCGAGGCAGGUUUUGCCAUCAUGGCAAUGAUGGAAAUUCCCGAGCAGUACAAGUUGAUUCGAGAGCUUGGGAUGAUCCAGUAGCAGCAGCACCAUUGAUUUAAUAAACGGCAAUACAUUUUUUUUUUCACCGAUAA
Phytophthora nicotianae INRA-310 is the source of this 1081-nucleotide messenger RNA. RefSeq lists its product as hypothetical. The record is from RefSeq and is a predicted model, not a curated record. Lineage: Eukaryota; Oomycota; Peronosporomycetes; Peronosporales; Peronosporaceae. Bases 357 to 1028 code for a protein of 223 amino acids. The transcript has 6 exons.